AUGUCAGGACGUGGACCGGCUAUCGAGUUCCGCGAGGAGCAUGCUAAUUUCUGGACCCUCAUGGAGCAGAUUAUCCAUGGUCUUCGGAACAACUACCCAGCAAACCAAGACGAGAUCAUUGGCCGUAUGGGCCAGCUUAAUCUCCAGCUCUCGGCCUUUCGACGAGCCGGAGAGAUGAUGGGUUCUAUUUAUCCACCCAGUGACAUUGUCCGUGAUGCUCCUCCCCAGUACUUUACUGUCCGUGCUCAACGCCAUCAGAAUUACUUCGGCACAGAGUUCGGGUACUCCUGCUGGUAUACCCAAGCCCAACUGGGCUACGCUAUUGUGGAUCUUCUGCAGCAGAGGGAUCACACCCGCGUAGCCGACCAUCUGGGACAGUUGCUAGCGAGUUGGCAAUUGACCGAGAUGAGAGUCUUCCCCCGUCAGCUCCCUACACGCAAUCCUGUCGCGCCGCCGGCCACUAUCAUGCAUAUUGAUGGCCCGCCAUACUAUACACCAGGCGGCUCUGAACCACAUGUCAAGACAGCCAGAACGGUUGGGCCAGUUCGCACACAUCCACAUGUCCGUGUUAAUUUGCCCGCCCCAACCAAUACUAUUUACGGUGUGGCACAGCAAACACGCCAUCGCGCUGCCCCAUACUCUGAACGCGGUCGCCCGAGACGUCGUGGAAAUGCUAGAUCCGCCCUUCCACUACCUAAUAUUAUGCAAAAUGGCGAUGCUUCCCUUAUGCCAGUACCGGUACUUCCCGGUGUUCCGUCCCUUUUCACUCCACAGGCCCUCCCUGGUGGAGGUGCUCUUCCCGGUGCACCGACUACCUCUGUGCCACCACGACCUGCUAUGCAGUUACCGUCUAAUAUACCUGCCCCUGACACUGAUGUAUCUAUAUCUAUCUUGAAUGCCAAUGUCGGGGAAACUUUGUUUAGGGAUCAAUCCCGUCAGGACCCUAGCGCUGGCCAUUAA
Messenger RNA from Penicillium vulpinum, 960 nucleotides. RefSeq lists its product as uncharacterized. Bases 1 to 960 code for a protein of 319 amino acids. The record is from RefSeq and is a predicted model, not a curated record. The transcript has a single exon. NCBI's taxonomy places the organism in Eukaryota, Fungi, Ascomycota, Eurotiomycetes, Eurotiales, Aspergillaceae.